AUAUCGUGCGUGCUGACGUCAUGACGCAGCACUAGGGUUUUCUCCUGUAAGAGCCGCCUCACAUUCUUCGGCUUGUCGACGCCUCGGACACACCUCAGCCAACACAACCAUGUCUGACAUGUCGGAAGAUCAAGUCCUUGAGUUCAAGGAGGCAUUCCUGCUGUUCGACAAGACAGGGGAUGGGAAGAUCAGUUACAGCCAGUGUGGGGAUGUCAUGCGUGCCCUGGGACAGAAUCCUGUCAACGCUGAGGUGCUCAAGGUCCUGGGCAACCCCAAGGCUGAGGAGAUGAACUCUAAGAUGCUAGACUUCGAGCAGUUCCUGCCCAUGUUCCAGGCCAUCGCUAAGAAUAAAGAUCAGGGCUCCAUGGAGGAUUUUGUGGAGGGACUGCGUGUCUUUGACAAGGAGGGCAACGGCACAGUAAUGGGGGCAGAGCUUCGUCACGUCCUCACCACGUUAGGUGAGAAAAUGUCAGAAGAGGAAGUGGAGACGCUCUUGGCGGGACACGAGGAUGCAAAUGGCUGCAUCAAUUAUGAAGCAUUUGUCCGCCACAUCAUGUCAGGCUGAGGGCCGAACUGGUCAGGAUGGUCAUGAACGGGUGAAGAUGAAGAGCAUCACACUUGUGUUUUUUUUUUUUUUUUACCCUGUCACAUGUACCCCCUUUUUGCAGUUAGCUUCUACCCGAGUCUUUUCCAUGGAUUAGUUUUCCACAUUUAAUUUAAGAAGUGCCUUUACAUUCCCUACAGAAGACCACAAAUGACCCUGGCGUAUUGCUGCCAGGUCCAUUCACAUAUCUGACCAACUUUGUAUGCAUUCAGGAGUCUUUGUGCUUGCAUUGUUUGCAAUAACAUUCCAAGAUGCAGCAUUUAAAGACAACAUAAAUUGAUAAUGAUAUACUGUAACUAUUGAUACUAGUGUGUCAGUGUUGGAUGGGACAUUAAUAUAUAUCUAUAUAUAUAUACGUAAUAACUGUCAGCGACCUACUGUAUUUUUGGCUGAGACUUGCUUUGUCUGAGGAUCAUGUUCCUCCGAUUCUGCAGUUAAACCGGUAUCUUCAAAGCCAUAGUAUCAUGAGGUAGAAAGAGACAUUUCAUAUGGGUUCCCAUGUUUUUAAUUCACCCAAAUUCUGUUGCUGCGUUUAAAUAAAUGUUUUUUCCUGAAAACUUA
Larimichthys crocea (large yellow croaker) is the source of this 1165-nucleotide messenger RNA. Its product is annotated as myosin light polypeptide 6. The record is from RefSeq and is a predicted model, not a curated record. Lineage: Eukaryota; Metazoa; Chordata; Actinopteri; Sciaenidae. Gene Ontology annotation, molecular function: structural constituent of muscle; calcium ion binding. Gene Ontology annotation, cellular component: myosin II complex. The coding region runs from base 110 to 565 and encodes 151 amino acids. The transcript has 7 exons.